AUGAGCCAGCAACAGCCACGAAGGCCCCAGGCCGACCAGUCACCGCAGCAAGAACCCAUCAAAUACGGUGACGUUUUCGACGUCUCUGGGAAGCUAGCAUCGAAUCCCAUUGCGCCACGAGACGCCGCCAGUAUUCAGGCAGCUGAGAACAUGGUCCUCGGACAGACCCAAAAAGGCGGCCCGGCUGCCGUCAUGCAAUCGGCAGCCACGGUGAACCAGAGGGCCGGUCUUGUCAACCGCGGCGCUGUUAGCGAUACAGCCAGAGACCAAGGCGUCACCGUUACUGAAACCGUCAUAGACGGCCAACGUGUUAUCGUCGAAGCGGUUGGUGACCAAAUUGUGGGGCAAUAUGAGCAACCAGAUGUGCCAAAGAGAUCUCCUGGAGCAAUUUUUGAUCCUGAUUCAGUUACAAUCGGUGAAGCUUUAGAGGCAACGGCUCUUUCCGUGGGGGAUAAACCGGUGGAUAAGAGCGACGCCGCUGCUAUUUAUGCGGCGGAGGUGAGAGCGAGCAGUAAUAAUGAGAUUAAACCUGGUGGGGUUGGUGCCAUAGCGCAGUCUGCAGCCGCCCACAAUCAACGAACAAUGUUCUUCGCAGAUAAGACCACCAUCUCGGACGUUUUGGCGGAUGCAACCACGAAACUGCCUGGUGACAAACCAGUGACGCGUGAAGACGCUGAAGGAGUGAUUAGCUCAGAGAUAAGAAAUAAAGCUGAUUUGAGAACCACACCUGGUGGAGUGGCGUCUUCCAUGGCUGCAGCAGCUAGAUUUAACCAAAACAAAUGAGAUCUAAAUAUGAAUAGUUUACUGUUGUUCUAAA
This is a messenger RNA of Pistacia vera, 817 nucleotides long. Its product is annotated as late embryogenesis abundant protein D-34-like. NCBI's taxonomy places the organism in Eukaryota, Viridiplantae, Streptophyta, Magnoliopsida, Sapindales, Anacardiaceae. The coding region runs from base 1 to 783 and encodes 260 amino acids. The record is from RefSeq and is a predicted model, not a curated record. The transcript has 2 exons.